Aspergillus oryzae RIB40 is the source of this 492-nucleotide messenger RNA. RefSeq lists its product as uncharacterized. The record is from RefSeq and is a predicted model, not a curated record. The transcript has a single exon. Bases 1 to 492 code for a protein of 163 amino acids. Lineage: Eukaryota; Fungi; Ascomycota; Eurotiomycetes; Eurotiales; Aspergillaceae.
AUGUUGUAUUUCUCCCCUCGAGGUGGUCCGUCCCUUGUCAAUGAUAAGAUGAUGAUCACGCUCAUGGAAUUGGCUUUCCAGACCGCGCGAAAUGGCCUCUUCUGCGCCGCAGAGUUAGCCCACGCACGACCGAAGUGGGAAUCCUGGAUUGUGGUGGCUGCGAAGCGUCGCGCAAUCUUCACUAUGUACCUUUUCAGUAGCGUAUACAACGCCGACAGGCUACUCCCAAAUUUUGUGGCAGACGAGAUGAGAGGAGUGUAUGCACCGGGGAAUAAAGCUUUAUGGGAAGCCAAAGAACGAGAAACGUGGAGCAGAGAAUACGAUAGAUAUCUCUUACAGUGGGAGGAUGGGAUACUGGAGAUCUCGGAAUUAUGGAGGUCAGCGGAAACGGGCUCAGCCGAGCGCAGGGAACGAAUCGAGCGAUGGGUGCAGUCGGCGGAUGAGUUCGGGAUGACGCUAUUCGGCGUUUGUGCCCAUAUCCAUGGCUGUUGA